This is a messenger RNA of Vicia faba (fava bean), 621 nucleotides long. The record is from the annotation of a GenBank genome assembly. NCBI's taxonomy places the organism in Eukaryota, Viridiplantae, Streptophyta, Magnoliopsida, Fabales, Fabaceae.
AUGAAACAGCGGCAAAAAUGUAACUAUGGACAACAUUUUAGAUUUCCCUCUAGGUUAAUGUACUUUACUAAAUUGGUUGAGAAGAUUCUCAGCAAUGGUGAUUUCUAUACAGGUCAAUGGCUGAACAGUUUUCCAAAUGGUCAAGGUAAGUAUCUAUGGACAGAUGGUUGUAUGUAUGUAGGUGAAUGGCAAAAGGGUAAUAUCAUAGGUAAAGGUAGGUUUAGUUGGCCCAGUGGUGCUACCUAUGAAGGUGAUUUCAAAAAUGGUUUUAUGGAUGGUAAAGGUACUUAUAUAGGUUCUAACGGUGAUACUUAUAAAGGUUUUUGGGUUAUGGAUAUGAGAAAUGGACAAGGGACACAGAGUUAUUGUAAUGGUGAUUUCUAUGAUGGUGAAUGGAAGAAGGGGUUGCAAAAUGGACAUGGGAGGUAUCAAUGGAAGAAUGGGAAUAAUUACAUUGGUCAAUGGAUGAAUGGUUUGUGUAAUGGAAAUGGUACUUUGAUGUGGCAAAAUGGGAAUAGAUAUGAUGGUUGUUGGGAAGAUGGUUUUCCUAAGGGAAACGGUAAAUGGAAACCCAUUUCAAAUGUUUUCAAGAACAAACAAGCUAAAGCUCUCAAGAUUUAA